AUGUCGCGACACAAGCUUGUAAAGAAUCUGGACCUUGACGAUGAAAUGGAUGAUUAUGAUGGCGGCGACGACUAUGCCGACGAUGACACAGAAGAGAACCUGCGAUUAGGAACGAUACGAGUACGGGAGGAAUUGCCAGAAGCAUCGGGACACAUAACAGACAGGCAGAUACAGGAUGCACUAUGGCAUUACUACUAUGAUGUCGACAAGAGCGUGGCCUAUCUCAUAAAAGAGUAUAUGGCGAAGCCGAAGAAGGAACAGAAGAAGAAAGUUGCAGGUGGGUUUUAUCUUUUCUUUCCAACCCUACAAGUGCAUGGAGGAGAGUUGAGUUCGAAAGCAUGCUCAAAACCAUUCUCGUUCGCGGAAUUCUUCAAGGACACACCUUGGCUCAAUGUUCCUCCGGAACGACAAGCUGUUUUCAUUGCGCCUCUAUAUCCCCGUGGUGGUCUUCUAGGUGGUUCAUCAGAUGGAGCUCCUAAGAUGUCGAAGCUGCAAGCUUUAGCGGCGGCUCGGAAGAAGAAGGCGCAAGAACAGAAAGCGAGUGAGAGUUCAGGGGUUGAAAAACCCAUGGCAGGACUCUCCCUGAACGAGAGUGCGAGUGGACCUUCAGUCGGAAGUGAAGCUACAGAACCGUCGUCUGCGCUCAAGCAGCCAUCACGACGCUUUCCGCUAUUAAAGAGGAAAGAUUCCAAACCGCACGAGAAAUCUCAGAAAGCGCCACCACAUGUCGAGAAAGAACCUGAAACAAACGAUAUCCCCAUGUCUAUCUCGCCUGGGGACUUAGACCAAGCUGAACCUUCCGCCUUCGCUAGCACCAUGUUCAACUCUAGGGACCGCUCUCCUCCAAAGCACUCAGCUAACCUCUUCACGCUUCCAUACGCCGCGACUGCUACUCCUGCAACCACUGACCCCUUCGCAGGACCUAGUCCAGAUGACGUUGUCACAGCUGCGCAGUCGAAAGUAGCGAGUGGUAAAGGGGGCAAAGGACCUCCAAAGACUAGUGUGGAGAAGAAGACAGAUCAAAUAGCGAAUGGGGUGGAGGCUCUCAAAAUCGAUGAUACCCCUAAGGUGACCAGCAAAAAUCUAGAUGUAUUAAAGGAGUUUGAGCAAAAGGAGAAGAAGAAUGAGGCCAAUUUUGUGGUUAUCGGCCAUGUUGAUGCCGGGAAAAGUACACUAAUGGGCCGAUUAUUAUACGAUCUGAAGGUAGUGGACCAAAGGACGAUAGACCGGUAUCGCAAAGAGGCUGAGAAAAUGGGUAAAUCGUCCUUUGCUCUGGCUUGGGUUUUGGAUCAGGGGACUGAAGAACGGACACGAGGGGUUACAAUCGACAUUGCAAUGAACAAGUUCUCUACCAACAAAACGAACUUCACCAUCCUGGACGCUCCUGGCCAUCGGGAUUUUAUACCCAAUAUGAUCGCUGGAGCAAGUCAGGCGGACUUCGCGGUGCUAGUUAUCGAUGCAAGUACUGGAUCCUUUGAAUCGGGUCUCAAAGGGCAAACCAAAGAGCAUGCGCUACUGGUCAGGAGCAUGGGUGUAUCACGCAUAAUCAUUGCUGUUAAUAAGCUUGAUACGGUUGCUUGGUCGCAAGAGCGCUUCGACGAGAUAUCCCAACAGGUCUCCGCCUUCCUUACAUCCGCAGGAUUCCUACCGAAGAACGUCGCAUUCAUUCCUUGUUCUGGGCUCCAUGGGGAUAACAUCGUGCGCAAAUCCACAGAACCAGGACUUACGUCUUGGUACAAUGGGCCCACUCUCGUGGAAGAGCUCGAUAAUUCCGAACCUAUAACUCGUGCGUUAACCAGACCUCUUCGGAUAACAAUUGGCGACAUAUUUCGUGGCGGCGUCCAAAAUCCUCUCAGUAUAUCUGGGCGCAUUGAGUCAGGGUCUCUCCAAACAGGGGAUGCUUUGUUGGCCCAACCGGCCGGAGAAAAAUGUUUCAUCAAAGCUCUGGAAGUCGAUUCCGAACCGGCCGACUGGGCUGUGGCUGGGCAAAACGUCACAAUUCAUCUCUCGGACAUCGAUCCGAUCCAUCUAAAAGUCGGAGACGUGUUGUGUAGCCCGACGAGUCCAAUCAAGAUCAUCAAAGAAUUCACGGCGAAGGUUCUAGCGUUUGAAUUCUUGACUCCGAUGCAGAUCGACGUUCAUAGGGGUAGGUUGCACACGCCUGGUAGGAUCCGGGAGAUUGUCAGCCUGCUGGAUAAAGGUAGCGGUGCUCCUACAGGGAAGAAACGGCCCCGAAUCGUCAAGCCGGCGCAGUUGGCGAGGGUUAUUGUGGAGCUGGAGGCGGCGGUCCCGCUUGAGGCUCCAGCGAGGGUGGUUUUGCGGAGUAAUGGGGCAACGGUCGCCGCAGGUUUGCUGGAAUAA
Amorphotheca resinae ATCC 22711 is the source of this 2361-nucleotide messenger RNA. RefSeq lists its product as hypothetical. Gene Ontology annotation, biological process: translation. The coding region runs from base 1 to 2361 and encodes 786 amino acids. The record is from RefSeq and is a predicted model, not a curated record. Lineage: Eukaryota; Fungi; Ascomycota; Leotiomycetes; Helotiales; Amorphothecaceae. Gene Ontology annotation, molecular function: GTP binding; GTPase activity. The transcript is spliced from 5 exons.